AUGUCCCUAGACCAUGAGGAGUCUAUGAUAGAUAGAAUCUCAGUGGGUGCUGACGUGGAUGAUGUAAGCAAUCUUUCUGCGGAAGAGAAGGAGCUCAGAAAGCUCUUGGCUUCAAAACAAGAAUUGAUGAUGAACCAAAGCAGAGCGUACCUCGAGGAUCUUUUCAAGGAGAACUCCACGAUACCAAUUAAAUUGAAGAAUGUUCAAGUAACGAACUCCCAAUACUUCAGGCAUUCCUUUCUUCAAACACAACUACUGCCGUUGCUUACUGGAAAAGUUAUGUCAUUGGCUGAAUUCUUGAACAAUUUAGAGAUCGUCCAUAGGCGGUUUUUAAAACAUGACAUUCUUGAAGACUCAAUGAUCGGUCUACACCAACUUCCGAAACAGAUGUGGAAUAACAAGUCCCCUCUUACGAUAGACAUGGUGCCCGUGUUCAAUGUAGUGCCUCAAAAGCGCUUCUUCGCAAAAACAGGCACCAAUAUAGGCAAUGGCGAAGGUGAUGGGUAUAUUCAAUUCCAGCUUAAAAAUAUGUUCGGCGGUGCUGAGAGUCUUGUAUUUGAUGCAAUUACCGGUACAAAGACUCCAUCAUCAUAUUUAUUGAAUUAUUCGCAGCCAGUGUUUAAUCGUGCAGACUACCUUUGGGGUACCCUGGCUUUCAUCAAUACAAGAAAGCUCGAGUGGAUACAGAGCAAUGUCCAUACAAAAGGAGUUGUUAGCAGAAUCACCACUCACUUUGACUCAAAAUUCAACUUCGACAUCGCAUUGGAGAACAGCUGGAGAGCACUAAGUAACCAUGGAUCGAAAUCACUAGAGGUUUUGCGCCAACUGAGAGACACAUUCAAGUCGUCAUUGAUUCUAGGUGUCACUUACGAUUCUCGGGAUAAUCGAAUCGGACCCACCAGUGGCACAUUGGCAAAGCUUGGUGUUGAGUAUAGCGGGCUUUUUGGCUUCAACAAUGUCCGCUUCACCAAGUUCAUGUGGGAGGGCCAACGGGCUUUGGCAUUAGGCAAGCAUCAUUCAAUAAUCCUUACGAAUAAAGCAGGAUUGCUUAUAAGCGGUGAUCGGCUAAAAACUAAUAUCCUUGAUCGUUUCCACGUUGGUGGACCGAACGACGUCCGUUCAUUUUCACUUAAUGGUGUCGGUCCAAAAGACAAAAACUCCUCUGUGGGUGGAGAUGUCUUUUUUAAUGGAGGAAUUUCUUUGCUCAGUCACAUUCCGAAGACACCAGAAGAUACAAACUUCAAGUUGAUUAAUUACCUCAAUUUCGGUAAAUUGGCAUCGAUUGACUCAUCAGACCGUUCCAGUGACGUUCUCAAGCUGAUGACAUCCGGCUAUUCCGUCAGCGCUGGGGUUGGUGUUCUUUAUAACCACCCCAUGGCACGCUUCGAGCUCAAUUUCGGGUUGCCUAUAGUUGCACAUGCGAACGAUCAUGUUCGGAAGGGGAUUCAAUACGGAGUUGGAGUGUCUUUCUUGUAA
Candidozyma auris is the source of this 1476-nucleotide messenger RNA. It is a transcript of the gene SAM50, whose product is annotated as SAM complex subunit SAM50. The transcript has a single exon. Bases 1 to 1476 code for a protein of 491 amino acids. NCBI's taxonomy places the organism in Eukaryota, Fungi, Ascomycota, Pichiomycetes, Serinales, Metschnikowiaceae. Gene Ontology annotation, cellular component: SAM complex; outer membrane. The record is from RefSeq and is a predicted model, not a curated record. Gene Ontology annotation, biological process: protein insertion into mitochondrial outer membrane.